This is a messenger RNA of Helicoverpa zea (corn earworm), 4258 nucleotides long. RefSeq lists its product as uncharacterized. The record is from RefSeq and is a predicted model, not a curated record. Lineage: Eukaryota; Metazoa; Arthropoda; Insecta; Lepidoptera; Noctuidae. The transcript has 14 exons. Gene Ontology annotation, molecular function: transmembrane transporter activity. Bases 320 to 2557 code for a protein of 745 amino acids. Gene Ontology annotation, cellular component: membrane.
CGAGCGCGAAGACUUCACUGUGUUGCUAUUCAGAUUCUGUUCCGGUGCUGUGUCUCUCAUAGCAUUACAUGCACGUGUAUUCAUUAGAAAAUCAUGUAAUCUACCCAAACCCAUAUCAGAUGUAUUGCUUAGUCGCACUGUACGGACGUGUAGUGUGAACCUCAAACGUAAACUAAUGAGGUCGGUCGAUUUCACACUGUUUAUCAUUAUCACCGAUAACUUUAUCAAGUUUAUAAGUACUUUAUAUGAAACAUUUUAGUGUUUACAAGAUAUCCUAUUCGAUCUAAGUAUAGAAAAUCGCUUUGAAUAAUUUAUCUAAAUGUUACCGUCAAAGAUGCAAGUUAACAAAAAGUUGCUACCCAUCAAGGGACAUUUUUUCUUCUUUAAUGCAGGUACAGCGCCAUUGGUUCCAUACUUAUCAACUUAUGCACGCCAACUAGGAUUCUCAUCUGCAACAGUAGGAUUAAUUUAUACAGUAUUACCUAUUUUCGGUCUUAUCGCCAAACCAUUAUUUGGAGUCAUUGCUGACAGGUUUAAAAAGCAAAAAAUUAUAUUUAUAUUAUUCCAAAUAAUAACCAUAAUCAGUUUUGGUUCCAUAUAUUUGAUACCAGAAAAUAGAAACUGGACAGUAGAAUUAGACUGUGAUGGUGGAUUUACUUAUCUGCAGAGUUGUUACAAAAGUAAAGAUUCUGUUGACAUGUGCAAAGUCAGUUCGCUGAGUAACCAAAGUUCCGACGCUACUGCAAUUUGUGAAAUGAACUGUGAUAUGACCUCACCCAAAAUGUGGCAGACGGUGUGCGAACAUUGGCAUCUACCUCAGUAUUGCUACAGUGAAACUAACAACAUACAAUACUCCUCAUCUGUCAGCAAUGUAACUUUGAACACAGAUAACUGUGCUUACAUUAUAGCUAAUAAUGUGACCAUGGAUGGUCAUAUAUUCAGUCCCCAAUGUAGGCUUGGUGGUGAAUAUGUCGAUGUUAAUGAACCUUGCACGUUCAAGUGUAACAAUACGAAGCUCUCCACUGCUAUAGGAACAGGGAAAGUGAAUAUGACAUGUGUGGAUAAAAAAAUUAACUACAAACUAUGUUCUAACAACAGUGCUCAGCUUACUGACCUGACCAAGCAACCGUUAAAUAGUGAAUGUGAGGCGUCAUGCGAUCUCGACGUGAAUAUGCCUUGGAGGCUAAUGGAAAUAUGCGAAUGGUGGAAAGCCGACACGACCAGCUAUUGUCAACCAAAAACGAAACUGGGUGAAGAGUUCCCUAAAAACCUGUCCUUCACUGGAAUAAUAUUGCUGGCGCACACAUCAGCAGAAGACGAAUGUGUUUAUAUGCGACUUAAUCAUAUCGAACUGCCUGAUGGCAAUGGUCAAGUGACAACUCAUUAUCCAAACUGCGAAUCAAGAGCUCUAUACGCCUUGAAAUCUGAACUGUUUCGUUCUUCCUGCGAAAUACGCUGUAACAAUGCUGUGGUAAACGAGUUAAUGGAAGGAGCAUCUGAAAGCAGGGCCGAUAGCAGUAAGGAAUACACCUCCCAAUUCUGGCUGUUCUUCUUAUUGAUGAUACUUAGUUGGAUCGGACAAGCCGUGGUAGUCACCUUCGCUGACGCUAUCUGCUUCAACCUACUAGGACCGAAAGUUUCCUUGUAUGGAAAACAAAGACUGUGGGGCUCCUUCGGUUGGGGUAUUUUCUCCCUGUUGACCGGCGUCCUUAUAGAUUUGUUCAGCGACGGAGCUUACAAAGACUACACUAUCGCAUUCAUACUCAUGUUUGUGUUCAUGGUCGGCGACGUUGGUGUGUCAUGUUUUGUAAAGACUGAUUCGACUAAGAUGUCUAUGAACAUUUUGGCUGACGUUGGCACACUAUUAUCGUCUUUACCAACAUUCAUAUUUUUAUUAUGGACGAUAGCAGUAGGAAUGUGCACUGGUCUACUUUGGCAAUUCUUAUUUUGGCUCAUUGAAGACAUAUCGGGCCUCAACUGUGAUGGCGCAGCUUAUAUAAAAACCCUGCAGGGAUUAGUCAGUGCAAUACAGACAUUUGGUGGAGAAAUUCCUUUUCUAUUCGUCAGCGGUUAUGUACUCAAAAAAGUUGGUCACAUCAAUAUGAUGAGCUUAGUCCUGCUGGCGUUUGGUGUAAGGUUUAUAUUAUACUCCUUCCUGGCUGACCCCUGGUGGGUGCUGCCUAUUGAAAUGCUACAAGGGAUAACGUUUGGCAUGUUCUACCCGACAAUGACGUCCUAUGCCACAAUUGUUUCGCCACCCGGUACAGAAACAACAGUGCAGGGUUUGGUAGGAGCUGUAUUCGAAGGCGUCGGAACUUCUUUAGGAAGUUUUAUAGGAGGUCAACUGUACGGAACUUACGGAGGGUGGAUAACUUUCCGUUCAUUCGGUAUCGGCGCUCUAGUGUGUUGUGGAUUGAACUGGUUGGCUUUCUUCAUCCUAAAGGAUAAAAUUGGCCAUGCCAGAGUGCCUACAGGUUACUCAUCUGUAAUCCGCUAUGAACAACCAAACGAUAUGGUCUAUAUGUUGGAGGAUAUGUCUGAAGGAAGAUCGUUAUAGUCAGUAUAAAAAAUAGUAUGUACAUUGUAGGUAAAAAAUUGUAUCUUAAGUAGGGCUCAAGGAGCUAAAUUGUAAUUUUCCUGACAAUGCGUUAGUUACUAUGUAAGUUCUGUGAUCAUAUACAUUUGUGCUAUUUUGAUAAAAAAUGUAUACUAACAUGAUAGCAAAAAAAAAAACUGUGAAACAGUUGGUCGUUACACUCCGCGGGCGACGAGGGAUAAGGCAACCGAGGUGGCUGUACGAUUCGCUCGGGACGGAACGCUAUGCCGUGGGCUAUUUUCAACAUUCCAAACUUUAAGCGCGAGUAUUUAUUUCCACAUAAGUCCGACAUAUUUUUAUUGAAUUUAAGUAUUAUAAUAAAAAAGUACCUUCUUACGGUGAGCUGCACAUCAAAGCAAAUCUUCGAGGUGUUUGAUACCAGGGGCGCAAGCAAUUUCACGGCUGAUUAUGGUUUGGUUAGGUAUAUGCUUACAGGGUGGAUCACAAAAAAUCGAGCUACAUACAAAGGGUAUAAUCGAGCUACAUACGAGGAAUCUAGAAUGUGUGGCUUGAUGUUGUUUAUCAAUGCAAUAUAUAAAUAUUUUGUUGUUGCAAGUUGGAAAAAAAAUAUUUUACAAAUUAAGAUUUCUUGUAGUAAUAAUCUACUAAAGGAGUUCAAUAUUUGGCGGUUAAAUAACUUUAUUGAAUUUUAAGGGAUUGUCCGGUUAUUUUCUUAAAAGUGGUUUGCUAUGAUUAAGCUAUACAAGAUCAAGACACAGUACCUACAUUUUAGUCUGAUACCAACUUCUCCUGUGAUUUAGGCAUUCUCCUUUAAGACAAAGCAAAGAAUGCAUAAAUAAUCGUAUCCCUGUGAAGUAGUUAUUUUGAAUUAGUCUCUUAGUUGUAGGUAUAGGUACUUAAUUAGAUAUAAGAUGGGUUUUGUUUGCAGGGUGUGUUGGUUUUUGUCUUUUUAUUUAUUAUUGCCUGUACCGUAAAACGGGGUGAAUAGCAAUUAUUUUCAACUUGGACAUAUAAAUUCGUCAGUAAUGUUAUAAAACAAUCUCUGAUUUUAUUGUCCCCGGCACUACAAGGUUAGAGCUGGAACGAGUUUUUCGUUUAGCUAUAGGUAAGUGUGGAAUUUCAAGAUUAAAAUAAAAAAUAUAUGUACUAUUUCUAUUUAUCCAACGAUUGGGGUCAAUGAAGAAUCGUCAAGAACUACGGUUGCCACAUAGUACUGUUAACCAUCAAGCAUCAAAUUUAUAUUAUAUGGUCAUUUCAUAUUUAUUUAUGGCAUCACCGGUUCGACGUAAUCACGUUCGGCUAUCGUUGAGGAACAUCGCUGGGACUUAAUCUCUAUAAGUAUAUGCUGAGCGAGGGCCGUAUUGCUUCGAUCAACAGUAGCAUUGUUGACCGAAGCCGCAAUGUACUUGAAACGCAUGUUACCCCAUCAUGUUUUAUUAUUUCUUGUUAUUUAUUGCGUAUAUGUGAACGACUCCAACCAUGCUAUUAACGCAUGUUAUUUCUUUCUUCUUUCAUGCAAAAUUAUAGGUUGUGUGUCAAAAAAAUGUUUUGGUUUGUAAAAUGCUAAAUUAAAGUGUUGUGAUUUAAUCAAUUUAUGCAUAGGUAUACCUAAACAUAACAAUUAUGUUUGUAUUUGAACAGAUUCUAUUUUUACGGUAUGUUUUUAUGUAUUUCUAUUCAAUAAAUGGAACAAGAUGUGUA